Durotheca rogersii is the source of this 1606-nucleotide messenger RNA. Its product is annotated as Clavaminate synthase-like protein. Gene Ontology annotation, molecular function: oxidoreductase activity. The record is from RefSeq and is a predicted model, not a curated record. The coding region runs from base 237 to 1466 and encodes 409 amino acids. Lineage: Eukaryota; Fungi; Ascomycota; Sordariomycetes; Xylariales; Xylariaceae. The transcript is spliced from 2 exons.
CUUUGUUGCCUAUCUACUUUAUUUCCCUUCUUACUCUUCCUCCCCACCGAUUCCCCUCCCUGUUCACGCCUCUAACCAUAACCCAUAGAUAUAUUUACAGAGCUACAGGGGGCCACUCUUCGCCUUCGUGAGAUACCUACGUCCUCGGAGGCAAAGUGGCACAGCAGCAGCAGGACCACAAUAAGGUCGAGACAGGAAAGGCGAAGUAGAGGAAACCUAGAGCUCAUACUAAAGCUAUGGCUCCCGCACUUGACGUCCAGACCCCGGCCGAUACGGUCCAGAGCCUCAAGGCCCGUGCCAAGCAGGCAGACCGGUCUAUCUUCCCCGACGGGCUCAAGACGACCGGCCAACACCCCCCGCUACCUGACCAGGUUUACCCUUACAGCGCGUUCCCUAAACGCAUCGGGGGCCCUACGGAAUGGAAGGCGGAGGACUACGCCGACUAUCCCGAGCGAUGGAUCCAUCAGUUCUCCCAAGAGGAGCUAGACGAGCUGUCCCAGGUGGCGGAUGAAUUCAUCGCUCUCGAUCUACCCCUUACCGGCAUCUCCAAGGAAAAUUUCCGGCUCCCUAAACUAGGGUCGUCGUUAGCCACCAUGCGCCGCGAGCUGUUGAACGGAAAGGGAUUUAUUCUCUAUAAAGGCUUCCCCGUCGACGAAUGGGGCAUCCCAAAAUCCGCCGUCGCCUAUAUGGGCUUAGGAGUCCACCUAGGCUACCCGGUCUCGCAGAACGGACGCGGCCACAUCCUGGGGCACGUCAAGGACCUCGGCGAAGAUAGCACGCAGAUCGACAAAGUCCGUAUAUACAGGACCAACGCCCGUCAGUUCUUCCACGCUGACGAUUGCGACAUCGUCGGCCUGCUGUGCCUCGCGAAAGCCGAGUUUGGCGGCGAGUCGGACGUGGCGUCUAUCCACAACGUGUGGAACGUCUUGCAGGAGGAGCGGCCAGACGUUGCCGAGCUGCUCGCCAAGCCGGUAUGGUACUUCGACCGGAAGGGUGAGGUUUCCGACGGAGAGGAGCCGUACAUCAAAGCGGCCGUCUUCUACCUCGAGACACCAGACCCGGCGAACCCAGAGCGCGAACAGCGCGUAUACUGCAAGUGGGAUCCGUACUUUGUCCGCAGCUUGAGCCGGUUCUCUGACAAGGGGAUCAUCCCACCCUUGUCACCCGAGCAAGAGGAAGCGGUCAAACUCCUCGAGGCCACUUGUGAGCGAGUGAAGUUGCACAUGAUUCUGAGUGUCGGCGACAUCCAAUUCGUCGCCAAUACCCACACCCUCCACGCGAGGACCGCGUAUCGCGACUUCGGUCCUGAUAGCGGCAAGCCGAGGCGCCACCUGCUGAGGCUCUGGUUGUCUGUGCCCCAAGACGAGGGAGGAUGGAGGUUGCCCUUCUGGGACUCGGACGAGAAGAAGCGAGGAGGGAUCCAGGUCAACGACACGCCGCCUGUAGCAAGACUGGAGGCCGACUAAGAUAAACCAUGUGUACUAUCAUAUCUGCCGCAAUAUAUAGGUAGAGAUGUAAUAGUAUUAUGCGUUAGCGAUGCGUUUUGAAUUGCCGUCGAGCUGAAGAUACCUGGGGCCGUGAUCCUGGCAUAGCUAUGGCUCGACGU